This is a messenger RNA of Trichomonas vaginalis G3, 855 nucleotides long. RefSeq lists its product as uncharacterized. Bases 1 to 855 code for a protein of 284 amino acids. NCBI's taxonomy places the organism in Eukaryota, Parabasalia, Trichomonadida, Trichomonadidae. The record is from RefSeq and is a predicted model, not a curated record. The transcript has a single exon.
AUGAAAGUUCUUCCAUUCUUAAUUGCUUAUGUUAAAGCAUUAUUAUUGCUUUCAUUAUUACCAAUUGUAUACAUUUUGGUAACGGCACCACCGCCAGAACCUAAAAAGGUUAAUCCAAUUGAUUUAGAAAUCGUAAAAAGAGCAAAAUUAAUGAAAACAAUGCUAACAACUGAUCACAUGGAAGAAACAACAACAACAUCAAUGAUUUCGAAUCUCACACAAUAUCUAAACGAUCCUACAACCAGAGAUUUAACAGUUAAACAAUGCAUUAAAAAUAAUUUAUUCGAUUUAACACUUGAUAGAGUCGAUUUUAUUAACCUUCGCUGCAAAGAACUUAAAUUCAAACGUUAUAUUUUCUACUUAGUAAGUUUUGCACGUGAACUUGUUGUUCAUGGCAAUGAAACAAUGUUUAAAUGCCGCAUGCAAACAAUUCUCAAUACAAUGGAGUCAUGCCAUGACCCACAAGUUGAUAAACUUUGCUUAUAUCUCAUGGUCACUGCAAUUAACACUCCAACAGGUGGUCUUUGUUUCAGAGGAGCCUUUAAAUCACUUGUGGCACUUGCUUCGAAGUUCCCAUUCGGCACAAUUGACUGGGAACUCGCAUCAAUUGCAGGAAUCUUUGCUGAUCGCGUUGAUAAAGUUGCUGAAGUUGAUAGAGAAGGCAUCUGUACUCUGGUAGAACGCAUGCUCAAAUAUCGCGCUCAUUGGGAUGAUAAUCUCAAAUCUCAUUUCUGCUGGUUAUACAAGAACGUUGAAUGCCAUGCAUUUGACAAAGCAAAUAUGGCCGAGCUAUUGCGCGAUCCAGUUUGCAUCGAAUUUCUUAAAUUAGCAGAAAGUGUUGAAUCUGACUUAUAA